AUGCGAAAAGAUUGGAUUCGUACUGAAGAAGAAAUCAAAUCAAGACAAUUAAUAAAAUUAGCAAAAGAACAAAAGAAAACAAAUAAUCUGCCAAAUGAUCAGCAAUCUCUUGUUACUCUUCCACUAAUUCUACGAAAGAAAAAACGUUUGAUGAUAAGAUCAACAAGCCAAGAACUUUUUGUUACUAAUCCAGUUCAUAAAAUCAGUUUUUUUGGUGUUAAUCAUAUUCUACAUGAUGAUAAUCGAACAUUAUUAAACAAUAUAAAUAAUGCUUAUCAAUUAGUAGUGGAUAAAAGUGAUUAUUCUUAUAUUAAUAAAUAUACAUCAUCAACAACUCUUUCGCAGUUUAUGAAAGACGAAAGUAUUAUGCACGAAUCAUUAAUAUAUUUUUUUAAAAGUAUACCUGAAUUUCAACAAUUAGAUGUACAUGAUCAAGUUGUCUUGAUCAAAUCUAAUUUUAUUAAUAUUAUACAUUUACAUCAUAUAAUAAUACGUAAUUUUCAAGAUCGUUCAGACAUUGGUAAUCCUAUGUCAAAAUGGGUAAAUCAAGAUUUUCAUUAUCAAAUGUCUCGAACGCAUCGAUAUUUUUAUCGUUUUAUGAAUUAUCCAUUGUUAUUAAAACUCACAUUAAUUGUUUUUAUCUUUAGUAUUAAUUUAUCUGCAUCAUGGGAUAUGGAUCAAUUUUCUGAAUAUAAAAAUAGGAGAAUAUUGUUUGAAUUUCAAAAUUUUUAUACGAAUAUUCUUUGGCGUUAUUUAAAUUAUUUAUUUGAUGAAAAAGAAGCAAUAAAAUCAAUGGAAAUAAUAGUUAUGCAAAUUUUACGUUAUCAAUUAUUAAUGGUAACAAUGAAGAAUUCUGUAGGACAAAGUCCAGAUCGCUUUCAAUUUCAUUCACUAAUGCAAUCUAUAUUUGGACUUGUCUAA
This is a messenger RNA of Rotaria sp. Silwood2, 921 nucleotides long. The record is from the annotation of a GenBank genome assembly. NCBI's taxonomy places the organism in Eukaryota, Metazoa, Rotifera, Eurotatoria, Philodinida, Philodinidae.